UUAACGCUGUCAGUGAACUGAUGUCCGGAAAGUCACGUGACGUACCGUCAGGGCGGCCGCUCGACUUUUCAGCGUUCUGUACGUCAGGCCUGCAGGUUGUUUAAUCGAUCCUGUGCGGCGGACCGAACGGGUGUUCAGUAACGAUGACUUUAUCCCGGUUGUUGUCACGGGUUGGUUUCGUUAGCAGAGUUGGAUCCAGAUCUGCUUUUACAAGCUCCAAGACUGACACCAGGAACCCCAAUUGGGUGCGGGUGGGCCUGGCCUUCGGGAGCUCCGCCUUCCUCUGGGCUUUGCUUUUCAAGCAGCACAGCACAGAUGUGCACGAGUACAAAGUGAGGAAUGGUCUUCAGUAGAGCAGCCCCCGGCAGCAAGGCGGACCAGGAUGCUGUUAUUCAUGGACGCUCUGCUACCGCCUGGACUGUCUGUCUGUUUUCUUGUCUCACUCCUGUCCUGUGAAAUAAAUGUGUCUUAUAUCACAA
This is a messenger RNA of Oryzias latipes (Japanese medaka), 479 nucleotides long. It is a transcript of the gene ndufc1, whose product is annotated as NADH:ubiquinone oxidoreductase subunit C1. The record is from RefSeq and is a predicted model, not a curated record. Gene Ontology annotation, cellular component: mitochondrion; respiratory chain complex I. NCBI's taxonomy places the organism in Eukaryota, Metazoa, Chordata, Actinopteri, Beloniformes, Adrianichthyidae.